AUGUAUAUAUAUACAAAACAUAUACACAUAAUGAGUCAAAAUACAGACGUGACAAUUUUCAAUGGAAAUGCCAGUGAAAUUUGUAAACUAAUUCUGAUUGGAUUGGAAGGAGUCGGCAAGACAACAUUACUUAAUGAAAGUUGUGGGGUACAUUUUGAUACAAGUGAUGGACGUGCUGGUUGUCUGAUCAAAGAAAACCAAAAAGGUUCAUUCUUCGUCGACGGAUUCUCUCGUCAUUAUGAAUUAAACGAUAUGUUAGGAAUCAAUUACAAAAAUCCCGGCGAAUGGCAGAGAGCACUUCACGGACGGUCAGAAGUGCAUGGUGUGAUUUUUCUGAUCAGUGCGAGUAAUCCUCGUGAUAGUGCACUUGGUGAACUACCUCGAAUUUAUGAAUAUUGCACAAAUUUGACAAUUCCCGUGCUUUUUAUUUAUCGCGAUGGAAUUCUUCGUUUUGCUCCGCAUGUCCGAAUCUAUGCCGAAACGAGAGAAAUUACGAUCGACGAUGAGGAAACCGGUAGUAAAAUAAUCAAGAAUGAAUUUGUUCGUUAUCGAAAUUUGGAUGAAGUGAAAAAGACGAUCGCGACAACUUUUGAAAAUGCUCGUGUGUUACAUCAAUUACUCGAUCCAAUUACCAUUUGCGGACAAGUUAAAGUUCUACGAGAUAAGAACGAAGAACUAGAAAUGAAAAUCAAUGAACUGAACCAAAUGCAUGAGGUGGAAUUAAACAAAAAACAAGAAAUCAUUCAACAACAAAGUAAACGAUACGAUGAACAAAUUGAAAAACUCAAUCGGUCGCUCGAAAACGCUGCAUUGAAUAACAAAACUUUACAAGAAAGACUUGAUACCAUCGUGCAGAAGAAUCAGGAAUCAAUCUUUAAGCUUAGUAACGAUAUUCAAUCAGCAAUUAAUGAAAAUCAACGUCUUCGAAUUUCUCUCGAAGAACUAACGAAAGAAAAUCAAAAUCUUGAAGAAAAACAUUCGAGAUUACUCACAGAGAAGAAACAACUCGAUUUCGAUCUUCACGAUGUUACUCGUGAUCGAGAACAGAUUCAAAAAGUUAAAGCAAAACUCGAACAUGACAUCGCCGAAGUCGAACAGAGCCAACAAAUUCUACUCAAAGAAAAACGUUCAUUAGAAGCUCGAAAAGGAGAUCUCGAAAAUCAUAUCUCUGCAACGCGUUCGCGUCUCGAAGAGCAACUGAAUUUGAUUGUCAGUGUUAUUCACACAACACCAGGUGGAAACAAACGAAUUUAUCCGAAAAAAUACUAUACAAAUGGAAAAUGGAUGUGGCUGCCAGGACGAGCCUACGACGUUAUCGAAAAAUUCGACGAACUUGGUGAAAGUACCAAAGAUGUGAUCUGUUCGCUUAGGAAAGACUUGCAUAAAAUCGAUGCAAGACACGCUGUCGUCGAAGAACAAGAUGACAGUGACGACGAAGAAACGCAAUCUUAG
Molecule: messenger RNA, 1452 nt
Organism: Adineta ricciae
Lineage: Eukaryota; Metazoa; Rotifera; Eurotatoria; Adinetida; Adinetidae
Source: the annotation of a GenBank genome assembly